This is a messenger RNA of Malaya genurostris, 1313 nucleotides long. RefSeq lists its product as uncharacterized. NCBI's taxonomy places the organism in Eukaryota, Metazoa, Arthropoda, Insecta, Diptera, Culicidae. The transcript is spliced from 3 exons. The coding region runs from base 720 to 1061 and encodes 113 amino acids. The record is from RefSeq and is a predicted model, not a curated record.
CGAUCAACGGUUCAGUUAAGAAUCGCACCGACUAGAGGAAGUUAAUACUGGGCAGUCCAGUGAAAAUUUCAAAUGCGUGAUUAGCGUAACACGAUAUCGUAACCGUUAAGCGGAGGUCGGUUGGCUGGUGGCGUGACAGACACUGCCCGACGAAGACGACGACGACGACCGCGACGCCUUCUUGGACAGCGUGACACAGGACGGUCGGUCGGUCGGUUCGGGAGCGGAUUACCGCUCAAACACCUGCUAAUCGCUGUUGUUCUCCAGAACGAAAGAAAGUGCUGUAGUUAGUAGUAGCAGUUAGUAGACAAAGUGCAAUUAGUGUAAUCGAUUAGGUGAGAGCAAAACUGAUAUCCCGAACCGGUUUAAAUUGGUUCCGUCCUUGACGCAGGCAGAACAAUGCUCAUUCUAUGGAAACGAGUGCAUUGCAUUUUAUUAACUUUCUUCGGACUUGAUUGAGGAUUAAAUAGUGUUGAAUUGUCAGAUGUUUAGUGAAUGUUUUUGUAGAAGCGCAAAAGCAACAACAGAUGGACGGUUCUGAGUUAUUAUUAGAACUUGGUUGACGCACAAAAGCAAUCCAUUGCUGACCGGUGUGAGUUCGGUUUUCGAGUGUAGAAGAACGACUGGGACGGGGGUGAGAUCGAAGCAAUCGUUGUGUAUUUGGAUCAGUAUUUUUCGUUUGUUGUUGUUGGUUUCUGAAGGACCGGAAAUUGGCGAAAAUGGAGCUCGAGCCAAACGAACUUCUCCGAAGCAGUUUGGUGAAAGAGAAUGAAGUUCCUAUGGUCUCGAUGGACGGAGAAGCUCACCCGGAAAUAACACUGGCCGCUGUCGGAAUGGGAGUUCUCGUAGCUUGUAUCAUCCUGAUAACAUUGAUAGCUUACAUCAGUCGAAGGAAAAGACAACUCUACAACAACAUCAAAAACGGUUCCCGAACGUUGAGCACAUCCAGAAAGUCCAACAACGGAUCAACGGAAGUGUUUACCAUUUCGAAUCAGGUUCCAUCGCACAGCUGCCGAAGCUCCACGGUCACAGUCUGUACGGAUGUGGUGACACGGAUUUGAUCGGAAACUUUCGAUAAAUUGUAAUGACAAUGACUUGCGCGUUUGUGAUCGGAAACGGAGACUGAACACGGAACCUGAGUUUCAGUUGGAAAAAAAUGACCUUUCUUUUAAGCUCUACAAUGUAAUAGAAGUUAAGUCAAACAUUAUCCGCAAAUAGUAGCAUUUAGACAGUUUGUGUAUAUUUUGUAGGUAAAUGUAUGCUCUAAAAACCAUCAAAUGGUUGAUCACUAUUAAACUGAUAAUAGAACUGUG